GUGGGUGCUAUUCAUAGAGCCAGUAGGAUACAUCUGCAUUUUUGUUUCAGCGACUCCUGGAAACAAAAUGGAACAAAGCGACUUAGAGUGCAAUAAUGUGACUGAUGGUAAUUUUGAAGAAGUCGCUGGCAAGAAGGUGAUUGAGUUUAAACCUCCAUUAUACAGACAGCGGUACUAUUUUGUUAAAAAUCUAGUGAAUAAACAUAAACCCAAGAAGGUUGCUGACUUGGGCUGUGGUGACACUUCACUCAUAUGGCUGCUAAAAUUCCACAGUUGUAUUGAACUGCUUGUUGGAGUAGAUAUUGAUGAAGAUAAAUUGCAAUGGAAAGGGAGUAAGUUGUCUCCUUUCAUGGGGGAUUUCCUAAGUCCUCGGGAUCUGAAUUUGACGAUUACCUUGUAUCACGGUUCCGCAGUAGAGAAAGAUUCUCGUUUGCUUGGAUUUGACUUAAUAACGUGUAUUGAAUUAAUAGAACAUUUGGAUUCCAGAGACCUGGCCAGGUUUCCCAAAGUUGUAUUUGGGUACCUGUCUCCAGCGAUGGUCGUCAUCAGCACACCCAACUCUGAGUUCAACCCCCUGUUUCCAACAGUGACUCUAAGAGAUUCUGACCACAAAUUUGAGUGGAGCAGAAUGCAGUUUCAGACCUGGGCUUUAGAUGUGGCAAACCUCUACAAUUACUCGGUGGAGUUUACUGGUGUGGGGGAGCCCCCCAUAGGAGCUGAGGAAGUUGGGUACUGUACCCAGAUAGGAAUCUUCCGGAAAAACUUCACCAAGUCAGCCACUCUGUGCCAAUCUGAGCAGCAUGGCGAACUUACUUAUAAAGCUGUUUUUACAGCCAUCUACCCAAGUUUGCAGCAAAAACGAUUCCGCCAGCUUGUGUUAACUAAUGAAGUGUUCCGAGAAGUCCAAAGCAUGAAACAUACAUUUGUCCAAAGCCUGAAACCACAGGAUGAAGGGGCAUUUUGUGAUAAGUCCAAAGACGCUGGCCUCUCACGUGCCUGUGUCACGCUCCUGGGACCGGUCUUCACAGAGGCGGAGAAGACCAACAUAGAAAAGUCCCCCGAACCUUUCUGCAUAGGAAACAAAUUCUAUGUGCCUUUGGAAAGACUCUUUGCUUAUCCCAAGGUGAACCGCUUAUGUGAUAACAUCGAGGUGCUGAAAACACUCAUUGCUGGCUCAGUUGGGUUGAACAGCGAUGGCUCUGCCGUGAAGGUUGAUCUGCUUGAUGAAGAGGAGAGUUUCUGACAGCCCUUGGUUCCUGAAAUUCAGGAAUUGAUACUUUGUAGGCACCAUUCAGGUCACUUUUGAUUUUGAGGUUACCUGCUUUCCUAACUCAGUUAUUACUUUUUUUGUUUUUGGAAAAAUAUG
Molecule: messenger RNA, 1366 nt
Organism: Sorex araneus (European shrew)
Lineage: Eukaryota; Metazoa; Chordata; Mammalia; Eulipotyphla; Soricidae
Gene: HENMT1
Product: HEN methyltransferase 1
Exons: 7
Coding region: 68-1243 (391 amino acids)
Biological process (GO): piRNA processing; RNA methylation; siRNA processing
Cellular component (GO): cytoplasm; nucleus
Molecular function (GO): RNA methyltransferase activity; O-methyltransferase activity
Source: RefSeq, a predicted model, not a curated record